Molecule: messenger RNA, 1510 nt
Organism: Annulohypoxylon truncatum
Lineage: Eukaryota; Fungi; Ascomycota; Sordariomycetes; Xylariales; Hypoxylaceae
Product: ribose 5-phosphate isomerase
Exons: 1
Coding region: 293-1387 (364 amino acids)
Biological process (GO): D-ribose metabolic process; pentose-phosphate shunt, non-oxidative branch
Cellular component (GO): intracellular membrane-bounded organelle
Molecular function (GO): ribose-5-phosphate isomerase activity
Source: RefSeq, a predicted model, not a curated record
UGAGAUCCGGAGAUCGGGCGGACCCUAGCUCAAGCUCACGUCAUUAGCAGCAGCACCAGUCUGUGGUACCACCGCCUAAGAAACCACCACCGAGGGGUAUCGUGACAAAACGUGGGGCAACGAAAGCUCUAAGCUCAAAACCAUUUUCCGAGAAUGCUCAUAAAAGCAUCGCAACCCGCCAAUUGAACCAGCUACUACCUACAACGAUACCGGAAUUCAUAUAAGUCGUAAAUCCGGAGCCGGGAACCUACCCAAUUCAUUGGCCCCCUCAAUUCUCAAGCCCGCGCGUUUCAUGAAUCCGUCGCUGUCGCGGGCCGUCGCAAGCGCACCUACCCGACUUCUUUUCGCCAAUCCACGUGCGGUAUUUAGAAGCUAUCCCGUAUCCGGGACUUCGCUGAUUCGCACUUACGCUCGUCCGCAAGCUCGUAGCCGUAGUUGUAGUAGUUAUAAUAACCAAGCUCCUCCCCAUCAAAGGAAUCCCCGUAUAUCGCUCACCUCUUUCGCAACAAAGAACAACUCCUCCUCCUCAAUGGCAUCAACAACCAACCUCAUCGAGUCCGCCAAGCGCGCCGCCUGCCGGCAAGCCGUAGCCGACCACUUCAGCCCGACGUUCACGUACGUCGGGAUCGGGAGCGGCAGCACGGUAGCCUACGUAGUCGAAGCCAUCGCCGAGCUUGGCGGCAGCGUGACCUCGAAGAUGAAGUUCGUACCUACCGGGUCCGGGUCGACGGCGCUGAUCAAGAACGCCGGGCUCGCGGUGCUGCAGGUGCCGGACCUGCUGACCGAGGUCGGCUACCAGAACCCGGAGACGACGGCCGCCGCCGAGCACCAGCCCAUCGACAUCUACUUCGACGGCGCCGACGAGGUCGACGCCGAGCUGAACUGCAUCAAGGGCGGCGGCGCCUGCCACUUCCAGGAGAAGCUCGUCUCGCGCCUGUCGAAGCGCUUCAUCUGCGUCGCCGACAGCCGCAAGAAGGUCGACCGCCUGCUCACCUCCUGGACCUACGUGCCCGUCGAGGUAUCCCCCAUCGGCACCGAGUUCGUGCGCCGCGAGCUGCUGCGGCUCGGGAGCAAGGACCCCAAGAUCCGGACGUCGGGGCCGACGUUCAUCCGCACGAUCACCGAUAACCACAACCACAUCAUCGACGCGCCGUUCCCGACGCUGCUGUUGAAUAGCGAGAAGGACAAGCUGGAUCCCGCGAACGGGCUGUGGACGCCGGAUGCGCUACUAGCGAAGAUCAAAGGCAUUUUCGGUGUAUUAGAGGUGGGUAUCUUCACCGGGUUUAAUGGUCCGGAUGUGGCGAAGCUGGGCACGGAGGUAGAGGGCGUUAAGCCUGUGAAGGCCUACUUUGGGAGGGCGGAUGGACAGGUAGAGACAUUGGGUUAGACGCUAAUGCCAUGCCUCAUAUCUUGUGUCCCAUCUGGAAACAAGACAUUUCGAUAUCAGUAUAAAAAGGUUCAUUUGGUCGGUUUCAUCACGGCAAGGUUUUAGGGAUGAAUUGUACGCUCA